AUGGCCAAAGCCUUUGGUGACAACAACACAGCUAAAAACUUUGAAGCUGUGUCCUUAUCCCGGCGCACAGUAACACGCAGGAUUUUUGACAUCCACAAUCACGUCGAUGUGAAAAUGAAACAAGUCAUGCAGGACUGCAAAUACUUCUCAUUAGCUUUGGAUGAGAGUACAGAUGUGACGGAUGUUAGCCAACUGAUGGUUUUUGCGAGAACGAUUGACAAUGCAUUUGAUGUGCACGAGGAGUUACUGAAAUUGGCAUCUCUGCACGACACCACUAAAGGCAGCGAUAUAUUCAACGCCGUUACCAGUGCUGUGGGUGAAUAUGGUGGCUUUGAAAAGCUGUCAACAGUUGUCACGGAUGGCGCACCUGCGAUGCAGGGAAGACACAGAGGUUUCGCGGGACUACUCAGGCAGAGUGGAGUAAACUGCCCAAUACUUCACUGCAUCGUCCACCAGGAAGCCCUCUGCGCAAAGACAUUGGACUUUGGCCACGUCAUGGAGUUGGUGACAAAAGUCACCAAUCUCAUCCGAGGAGGGAACAGGUCGCUAAGUCACCGGAGGUUCAUCACCUUUUUGGAUGAAGUGGAUGCCGAGUAUGGCGACCUGCAACUGCACACGGAUAUCAGGUGGAUGAGUCGAGGAAAGUGUCUGGAGCGUUUUUUUGCACUGCGAUCGGAAAUACCAGUGUUCUUGGAGAACAGCGUUAGUGUCGAUACAAGUGCAUAUUGCGCGCAGCUCAAAGACACACGGUUUGUUUGUGACAUGGCCUUUCUGACAGAUAUCAGCGCGCAUCUAAAUCACCUCAACACACUCUUACAGGGGAGAGAUCAAACGGUGUGUGAUCUCUAUUCUCACAUGACCGCAUUUCAGCGCAAGCUCGGGCUAUUCAUAGAUGGGUUUUCUUCCCCUCGUGUAAAUCUGGCACAUUUUCCCGCGUGCGAUGAGAUUCGCAAAGCUAACCCCAGGUCUGAAAAACAAAUCCAGAAAUACAAAGCAGACCUCGAAAAACUACAGGAGCAAUUCAACGAUCGUUUCCAAGAUUUUCACGAGAUGCAACCACGAAUUGCGCUAUUCACUGACCCCCUUUCUGCUGUGGUCAGCGCGCAACCAUCGGAGCUGCAGCUCGAACUCUGCGAGCUGCAGGCAGACCCGUUUUUUCAAGCAAAGCGCAACGAGAGGGGGAUUUCAUUUUGGAGACUUCUUCCCGAGGCACGUUUUCCACGUCUCCGAGAUUUCGCCCUCUCAAUGGCCAGUAUGUUUGGGAGCACUUACAUUUGCGAGAGCAGUUUUUCCACCAUGAAGCACAUAAAGUCCAAAGAGAGAAAUAGACUCACCGACGAUACACUGUUUCAUUUGAUGCGCAUUGGGACCACAAACAUUGACAUUGACAUCCAAUCCAUUGUGAGCCAGCAGGCCAAACCACAGCUCUCUCAUUAGCUUCAAUUAAUGUUGGGCCUCUGUGGUUUU
Engraulis encrasicolus (European anchovy) is the source of this 1467-nucleotide messenger RNA. Its product is annotated as general transcription factor II-I repeat domain-containing protein 2A-like. Gene Ontology annotation, molecular function: protein dimerization activity. The record is from RefSeq and is a predicted model, not a curated record. Lineage: Eukaryota; Metazoa; Chordata; Actinopteri; Clupeiformes; Engraulidae. The coding region runs from base 1 to 1437 and encodes 478 amino acids. Gene Ontology annotation, biological process: positive regulation of glycogen biosynthetic process. The transcript is spliced from 2 exons.